AGGUGGACUGAAGAGAACCGCUGUUGGACUCGUGGCAGCACCCAGCACACCUCCUCCUCACACUCUCCUCCACCAAGACCUCCACCAUGGCUUCCACACUCGCCCAGGUCGCCAAAGCAGCCCUCAUCAAGGCCCCCAGCCAUGCCAGGGUCGCCGUGCCCACCGCCAUGGCCCAGAAAAGGACAUAUACAACAGACAAGCGCAUUGAGGUCAAGAACCCUGUGGUGGAGCUCGAUGGUGAUGAGAUGACCCGCAUCAUCUGGGAGAAGAUCAAGGAGUCCCUCAUCUUCCCCUACCUCAAGAUCGACUGCAAGUACUAUGACCUUGGGCUGCCCUACCGCGACCAGACCGACGACCAGGUGACCAUCGACUCCGCGCUGGCCAUCAAGAAGUACAACGUGGGCAUCAAGUGCGCCACCAUCACCCCCGACGAGCAGCGCGUUGAGGAGUUCAAGCUCAAGAAGAUGUGGCUGAGUCCCAAUGGCACCAUCCGUAACAUCCUCGGCGGCACGGUGUUCCGCGAGCCCAUCAUCUGCAAGACCAUCCCCCGCCUGGUGCCCGGAUGGACCCAGAGCAUCAUCAUCGGCAGGCACGCGCACGGAGACCAGUACAAGGCCACCGAUCUCGUCAUCCCAGGCAAUGGCAGUGUGGAGCUCAUAUACACUCCCGAGGGCGGCCAGCCUCAGGUGACCAAGGUGUUUGACUUCAAGAGCGGCGGCGGCGUCACCAUGGCCAUGUACAACACCGACGAGUCCAUUCGCGACUUCGCUCACUCGUCCUUCCAGGUGGCGCUGAACAAGGGCUGGCCGCUCUACAUGUCCACCAAGAACACUAUCCUUAAGCGCUAUGAUGGUCGCUUCAAGGACAUCUUCGAGGAGAUCUUCCAGGCACAGUACAAGAAAGACUUUGACGCCAAGGGGAUCUGGUACGAGCACCGCCUCAUCGAUGACAUGGUGGCUCAGGGCCUCAAGUCGUCUGGUGGCUUCGUGUGGGCGUGCAAGAACUAUGACGGUGAUGUCCAGUCCGAUGUGGUGGCUCAGGGCUAUGGUUCCCUCGGCCUCAUGACCUCCGUGCUGAUGUGUCCCGACGGCAAGACCAUUGAGUCCGAGGCGGCGCACGGCACAGUGACCAGGCACUACAGGGAGCACCAGAAGGGCAACAAGACCUCCACCAACCCCGUGGCAUCCAUCUUCGCCUGGACCCGCGGCCUGGAGCACCGCGCCAAGCUGGACGACACCCCGGAGCUGGCCAGGUUCGCCAAGAGUCUGGAAGCCGCUUGUGUGGACACCGUUGACUCCGGCAAGAUGACCAAGGAUCUGGCCGGCUGCAUCCACGGUCUCAAGAACCUCAAGGAGGGAAUGUUCCUUCACACCAACGACUUCCUGGAGGCCAUCCGUGAGGACCUGGCCAAGAAGAUGGCCUAAGGCAGCAGCAAACAGGCAGGCUGCAAGGUGAGGCCAGUCUGCCUGGGGUGUGCGAGGGAGUUGCCACAAGUUCAAACCUUCAGUGUGGGAUGGCAUAGUUAACAGAAAACUUGUUGCAUAAACCAUGCUGCUCCCAACUCUUUGGCUCAAUAAUUAUAUAUGCAGAUAUGUGUUCAGGGUGUGACAUCUGAUUCUGAGGUACAAAGGAUUCCACGUCGGCAGCUGUGAGCCAAGAAGUAUAUUUAUGAGUUGCUGGGGAUUGAACCCCAGGGUGGAACACAGACUGCUUGCCACGACCAGCAGGGCCCGCCCGGGUGACCAUCAGGUUGAGUUUUGUUAGCCUUGUUCGUUCUAUCACUCCUAGGGCUUGGCAGAUCUGAAUUAGCCAUAAUUUUAAUGAAUUUCAAUCAGUGCAGCGUCUUUUCUGAUGAACUGGUGUCAAAGAGAGCAAUGACGUAAAUGUAAAGCUGUUGAUACUGUUAAAGUUUGAAGAGAACUUGUUCGAAGGUUCACCCUGAGUGUAGUGUAGGAGCCAUGGUUACCAGGCGUGUAGGUGCCGCUGCUCCCAGACAAUCAUUGGGAAGCGCCUCCAUUUAGAAAUCUACCCUGCUAAGUGUAAAUUGUGAAUCCCAUCUGUUAGCAAUGAUCAGAAUGAGUGUUCAUCAACUUACUCCAAACUUAGUCUAGCAUACCGUUGCUGAAAAUUAAAUUGUUAUGUAUGGCAGUGUCAUAUAGCAGAUCAGAGCUCAUACAUUUGUAUCAAGCUAGCUGAAGUGUUCCUUGAUGUUCUACGUAGCAACUACAUAAUUAUUAAAAUCAGCAAGGUGGCAAUACAUAGUAAUGCAUUGGCGGCUCAUUAAAGGAAUACUAGUCAUGCAGUGCGUUGCGAUACGUGUUUGUUGCUGCCUGACGGUGCAAUACUGGGCAUGGUCUUGGGGAAAGCCUUGGGUCACCGAGGACACGGGGAGAGAGAUUUGCAAUGACAACACUGGCGUCUGUUUGCUAGAUACUUACAGGAGGUAGAGGGUCUGUCUUUGUCUGUGUGUCUCGUCAACUUGCAGACCGAGGAUGAGAAAAGCUUAGCCUGCAGCAGGAUGACAGACAGUACAGGCAGACAGAGGGCAAUGCAGAGUCAUCUAUUUAAAGUGUGUUUGUGUGCGUUGUUUUCUCAGCAUGUCACGAGCAGACGUCCUCCGGGAAUGUUUAAGAGUUGUGUUCCUGGCAGGCGCUUCGGUCCGUGGCAUGCAAGGAAAACACUGCAAGCUACUCAGACACUCAUAAGAUGGGGACUCGCUGUAGUAUUAGGGAAAUUUUAGUUUUAAAUUAACAUAAAAUCCUUAACCCCCCUUACAAGAAGCAGGUUUAGCUUUGAAUGUGAUCGGUGCAAGAUUCACCGUGAUUUUCAGUUCCAUCUCAGGUGUGUUCACUAGAGUACCUAUUACCUUGUUGUAGCGAACCCAGCGGACUGUCAACCUAACAAUGACGAGCUUCUCGGAGCGUGAGAAUCACCCACAACCUGACAAAACAUUAACUGUAGUCAUUCCACACACUGUAUAUAUAUAAAAAUCCAAUAAAAACUUUUAAUAAUA
Eriocheir sinensis (Chinese mitten crab) is the source of this 3013-nucleotide messenger RNA. Its product is annotated as isocitrate dehydrogenase [NADP], mitochondrial-like. Lineage: Eukaryota; Metazoa; Arthropoda; Malacostraca; Decapoda; Varunidae. Gene Ontology annotation, biological process: isocitrate metabolic process. Gene Ontology annotation, molecular function: magnesium ion binding; NAD binding; isocitrate dehydrogenase (NADP+) activity. The coding region runs from base 87 to 1424 and encodes 445 amino acids. The transcript has 9 exons. The record is from RefSeq and is a predicted model, not a curated record. Gene Ontology annotation, cellular component: mitochondrion.